AAUAGUUACGGCGAAUCGAAAACGAAACGAAACUCAGUCAGAGCGCGGAGGGAAGCGCAGAGUCAGAGUCAGAGUCAGCGCAGAGAUAAAGCUCUUCACCUUUGUUCUGUUGGAGCGGUCAUGUGCUUCCUCUGGUCUCCUCUCGUCCUGUUCCAGAGACUUUUCUCCACACGUCCACCCGGUGUGAAACGACAUGGCGAAGAGACGCCGGUGUUCUUUGACCUGGAGACUACAGGACUGGACACUGCUGGAUGUGACAUAGUCCAGCUCUCGGCCGUCAGUGGAGACCAGGUUUUUAACGUCUACAUGCUCCCUCGCUGCCCCAUAACCGUAGGCGCCUCUAGAGUUACAGGCCUGACCACCAAAGGCCGAAAACUUUUCCUGUACGGGCAGCCAGUGGAUACAGUCCCAGUGCAAGAGGCUCUGAUGUCAUUCAUCUCCUUCCUGAAGACCCUCAGUAAACCAUUUCUGGUGGGCCACAACUGUAAGCGGUUUGACUGCCCCAUUCUGCUGCGGAUCCUGAGGGAGUUCUAUCUGCUGGACCAGUUCAGAGACGUGGUGUCAAGCUUUCUGGACACACUGCUUCUGAGUAGAGAGAUGUUUGCACUACCGAAGUACUCUCAGCCCUACCUGGUCCAGCAUUUCCUCCAAAAGAGCUACGGAGCUCACAAUGCUACCGAGGAUGUGAAAGCACUGCAGGAUCUGUACACAGUGUGGAGGCCAAACAUAGAGCUGCUCAACAGGCACAAGUUUAUCCUGUAGCAGACACAGGAGUCAGCUAGUUCAUAUGCUUUUAUUAGUUAGUGCAGUAGUUACUUCAUUCAUAGUAGCUACUGAAUAAUAAGCCUUAAUAACAGAACAAUAAGCUCAGGGCAUAAGGGUUCAUUUGGGAUCUAGAACAGUUUUGACUUGAUGCGAGUUAAUCUUUAACACCUUUAAGUCCAGUUAUUUGAUACAACUUGUACUUGAGACUCGUAUUGAUGUUGCUCAUUCAACUCAGUCAACAUCAAGAAAAACUCAUCCUGAUCUUUUACACAACACACUCUGAUGGCACCCUUGAUAAAACUCAACAAACUCAACAAACAAACAGACAACCAUACUGUAUGCCUAACACAUGGGUAACAUACAUAUAUUUUGAAACGGUUAAUAGCGCCUAUAAGAUAAACAAGGAUUAAUAAUCAUGUAACUUGUCAUUGGAAAAACUGACCAAUCAAAUGGAGAUCAGGUAUCUGAGAGACAUUAAAAGGUACAUAUAGCACAAACUGAAGGUGUGAAUUUGUAGUUCAGUCCUGUUUGCAUUUGCAUAGUUUUGUUUAAUCUGGAAUAAUUCAAUCAGAUAAAACUCCAUUAACUCUUUUCAUUCAGCAAAAUACCUCAAAUGACUGAUACACAAAGUCCUUCUCUACUUUAGCAUGGUAAUAACCUAUCAGUUGGUGUCUUGAAGGUGCUGUUUUCACUUAUCAGGCUGAUUAAAACUGUGGUCUGAGUAACAGUCUGAGUGUAGACCUGCAUGUCAAACACAGUAUCAACAUUCAUUUCAGUAGUGAUUUUAGAGCUGGAUUACAAUAAAAUAUAUUUUGUCCCUGUAGUUUAUCAAACAUGCUACUAGCAGUGAACAAACUCAGGCCUUACAAUCUAUGCAAAAUGACUGUCAAUCCAUUUUUACGUGUUUUAUUUUGUCCAGUUACUCCAGUAUAGGUCUCUGUAUAAGUUUACAUUGUGUAUAUAUAUAAGAAUAAUACGAAUGGAUUUCACCUGACAUACCUGCAACCUGCAUACUGUACAAAUCAGAUUACUGUCUGGACGUUGUAUCGCAGAACAUCAAAUCUGAUU
This is a messenger RNA of Colossoma macropomum (tambaqui), 1833 nucleotides long. RefSeq names its product three prime repair exonuclease 3 (gene plex9.1). The record is from RefSeq and is a predicted model, not a curated record. Gene Ontology annotation, cellular component: cytoplasm. Gene Ontology annotation, biological process: DNA catabolic process. NCBI's taxonomy places the organism in Eukaryota, Metazoa, Chordata, Actinopteri, Characiformes, Serrasalmidae. The transcript has 3 exons. The coding region runs from base 121 to 762 and encodes 213 amino acids. Gene Ontology annotation, molecular function: nucleic acid binding; 3'-5'-DNA exonuclease activity.